AAAAAAUUCUAAAUUAGUUAAUUUUGAAAAUUCGCGCGGUAAGCUUCGUGUGAAUCAAAAGCUAAAAAUAGCUUUAAGUCAUUGCAUUAAAUUUCGUACGAAAAGAAAACAAAAAUAGAAUAGACAACUAAUUUACAUGGUCUUAAAGCUAUCUAUUGUAAGAAAAAUGUCCCACUGAGCACAGAUUGAACAAUUAACACAAAAUAAAAACAGUACACAAUGGCCGAUAUUGAUAGUCCUCGACCCUUUCGGCGGGAACGUAAUUUAAGUAAUCGAAAUUUUGCCAAACGUGGCUCGAAUCGGCGACGUCUAAGCACUGACAGCCACGCUUCAACAGAUUCCAGGCUUUUUGAGCCAAUUUGUGAUGAAAAUGCAGAGACCCCAACAAAUGGUCACAACAAUAGCCUAUCGCAGCCGCCUACGCCAUCCGCAACCACAAUGAGUUGCAAAAAUAUUUUACAUUCAGUGAGUUCAGAUACCGUAGAAGCCUCUGUAAACCACAAGCCAAAACAAAAAAAUCGCUCACUUGAUUUUCCCCUUACGAGUACGAGUACUGCAACAAUUGGGGAUGAUGAUGCGCCACAGAGUCAUGAAGAUUUAGAUCCUGAAUCACCAGAUCCCGCCUUAUUGGAUGUCAAGCAAAAGCUUUUAAUGUUUGAAAACUUUCAUACAUCGGACCGCUUUAAAGCGGCAAAAUUCAAAUCGCUAUCGACGCAAUCGCUGUUGAACAGUGAGCGAAGAUUGAAUUACCGCAAAACCAAAUCUCCUUCACCCAAGUCCACCACAUCAUCGAUAUCGUCGUCGAAUUCGGGUUCAUAUUCAAUUCAUGAUUUAUCUGAAACCUCAAGCAUGGGCAAUGAGGUAUCCGUAAUGGAUAAGCGUUAUUCUGCAUUCCAUCAGAGCAUUGAUGAGGAACGUUCCGAAGAUGAUGUGGAUGGCUUUGAAGUGGCCGAAGAAGUGUUUGAAGAGGGGGCCACUGAAGAGUAUGGCACUAGAAGCAGUAUGGAUGAUAAUAAUAAUAACCUGAAUAGCGGUAGUCAUCGAGAAUCCUUGAAAGGGGAACAUGUGUCCUCUGUGGCAGCGGUGAAUACAGCACUUUUGGCACCAUUCUUAAAACAUUCACAAAGUCAUGGCGAUGAUGAAACAAACCAAAGUGAUGAAAAGCAAACCAGCCAGCAACAGCAGGAAGGCAAGCAACAAACAACUAAACCACCUUCCAAAGAUUUUCCUAGAAAUUUCCGUUCCCGCCCCUUGACCGAAAUUGCUGGCUCACAAACUCUGCGUGUACGUGGAGAAAAAUACAACUCAUUACGUUCUACAUUGACUGAUGCCGAUGAUGAGGAGCAAAUUGAGCUACGUGAUAAGGGCUACGGCUGCAUACAGCCCAUAUUGGAUGAGUUGAUAAAGACCGAAGAGAGCUAUGUAGAGAAUCUCUGGACGGGCAUAAGAAACUAUGGCAAUAUAUUCGAACACAAGGAUCUGCCCAUGGGCUUGAGGGGCAUGAAAUACAUCCUCUUUGGCAAUGUGGAGCAAUUGGCCGAAUUUCAUCGUGAUGAGUUUUUACCCAUGUUGCAUAGAAAUCGUCAUGAUUUGAAACGUUUAUUUGAUGAAUUUCUAUACUACAUAGAGCAAAAUUAUUUUUAUGGCUAUGUUUUGUAUACAAUGAACAAACAGAGUUCCUUGAAAUUAUGUGAUAUUUAUAAGAAUUACUUUAAGGGGAUCCAAACAGAAUUAGAUGAUAAAUUGGGCAUUAACAGUUUUCUGGUGCAACCCAUUCAACGCAUGGCUCGUUAUCCUUUGCUGUUGACGCAGUUUAUAACGACAUUAUUCAAGAAUCGUGACUUCAUUUUGAAACCCGUAAUUGAGUCCUGCUGUCGUUUGGAGAAAAAAUUGAGAACUCUCUUAACCACCAUCAAUGAAUCGGAGAUUAUCAAUGAUAUUGUAUGCCUAAGUGAAACACAUGAGUUUAAUACCGCCUAUCAAGGGAAAUUCCGUAAAGUCAGUGAAUUCCAUGUGCAUGAUCAUACGCUUAAGCGCAGCUAUCGCUCCAAGGUAUUCAUGUUCGACAAAUGCAUUAUCUACACCGAAAUCAAGGGGAAGCAAUUGAUCUUUCAUGGUCGUUAUCCUUGCGAACAUAUAGGCAUAACACCAAAAACGAAUUCCUUUACACUGUUCUAUGAGCAACGCAAAAUGCAGGAAUGCGAUUUUUCGGCUGAUCAAACGCUCAUAGAGCAAUGGCUGGAGUUGAUACGAGAAAUGAUGACCUUGUAUGCCAAGGAAGAACGCAAACGCUUUAAGGAGAAGCUAGCCCUCGAACAAGGCGAAGAUCACAUACAUCCGAAACCUGCUAAUCUAUCACUAUUUCGUGAUUCAAAUCGCUUUAGCACAGACAGUGGCAUUGGCAAUAUGUGGGUUGUGCCCAAGGCAGAGGUUGAUGAGCCAGUUGCUGCCAAUCGUACCACCUGGUAUGCCACAUCCUAAAUGGUCAAGUGCUGGGAUUGCUGCUGAGCACAGUGGUGGUUAUACUGCCGAAUAUUGAGGACAACGAUAAAGUUAGGCAUAGUUGGUAGUAUUUACUAUCUAAGUAGUAUUUUAUUUAUAUAAAUGUUGUAUUUGU
Stomoxys calcitrans (stable fly) is the source of this 2617-nucleotide messenger RNA. RefSeq names its product guanine nucleotide exchange factor DBS. Bases 220 to 2481 code for a protein of 753 amino acids. The record is from RefSeq and is a predicted model, not a curated record. Gene Ontology annotation, cellular component: cytoplasm. Gene Ontology annotation, molecular function: guanyl-nucleotide exchange factor activity. Lineage: Eukaryota; Metazoa; Arthropoda; Insecta; Diptera; Muscidae. Gene Ontology annotation, biological process: axon guidance. The transcript has 8 exons.